AUGGAAAAUUAUAGUGCUCAAGAGUACGCUGAUAUGGUAAUUGUGUACGGUGAAGCUGGUAGAAAUGCUCGGUUUGCCGCCCGUCUCUACGCAGAACAAUUUCCUGGACGCGCACAUCCUACGUAUAACGUCAUCUUAAGAUGUAUCCGACGUUUACGGGAGACAGGAUCCGUGUUGCGGAUUCCACACCACAAUGGUGGCAGAAUGCGCGUUCGCGUAAACGUGGAGGAGAGAAUCCUGGAAGCAUUCGAGGAGAACCCCAGGAAUAGUAUACGCCGUGCGGCUCAUGCGCUCGGGGUUUCUCGAUUUGUGGUGCACCGUACUCUACGCGAGAACCAACUGCACCCGUAUCACUUUCAGCGGGUGCAGCAACUUCUUGAGCGAGAUUUAUUGCCGCGCAUCUGCUUUUGUGAAGUUUAUGAUAUGUUUUCUUACGGAAAUAAAACGGAUGUAUCACAAGAAUUUGAGUUUAAGCCUGUUUCCAAAGUUGACCUGAAAACAACAAAAAUUAAGGAUGUCGAGAGUCUUUUGACAUUUUUGGAUCCAGCUAAUGCAAAGAAAAUAUGA
Messenger RNA from Cyphomyrmex costatus, 567 nucleotides. RefSeq lists its product as uncharacterized. The transcript has 2 exons. Bases 1 to 567 code for a protein of 188 amino acids. The record is from RefSeq and is a predicted model, not a curated record. NCBI's taxonomy places the organism in Eukaryota, Metazoa, Arthropoda, Insecta, Hymenoptera, Formicidae.